This is a messenger RNA of Seminavis robusta, 360 nucleotides long. Lineage: Eukaryota; Bacillariophyta; Bacillariophyceae; Naviculales; Naviculaceae. The record is from the annotation of a GenBank genome assembly.
AUGAUCCUGAACAGCUCUCGUCUUUUGAUUGCCCGUGUGGCUACCCGUCCUUCGUCGAUGGCUAUGGGUCGUCGUGCCUUUUCGGACUGUGAGCCUGUGGAACGGAUUCGUUGUGUAUUUGAAGAGUACCGAAGAGAACAUUUCUCUGACGAGACUCCCAGUCGCUUCAAGAAACAUGUGAUCAAGGCAGUCCAGGGUCCAGAGGGAGGAGAAGUCAAGAUUGAGAGCCUGAAUCAAAUGCUUGAGAACAUUGGACGAUCCGAUGCUUGCUUGUCCCAGGAAGACCAAAAAUUGGUUUUGAAAGAGGCUGGUGUCCCUGAUCGAUCCAUACCGGUUGCCACCAUGUUGCAAAUGUUCUAG